This is a messenger RNA of Phytophthora sojae, 1488 nucleotides long. RefSeq lists its product as hypothetical. Bases 1 to 1488 code for a protein of 495 amino acids. The transcript has a single exon. The record is from RefSeq and is a predicted model, not a curated record. Gene Ontology annotation, molecular function: glycosyltransferase activity. NCBI's taxonomy places the organism in Eukaryota, Oomycota, Peronosporomycetes, Peronosporales, Peronosporaceae.
AUGCGCAGCAUCAAGGACUCCAACACCAAGUACCGCCGCAUGGUGAUCGUGCCGCAGGACGGACUGCAGGAGAGCAGCGAGCGCGCGCUCAAGGGGGACGACCCCGAGCUCGAGAUCGUGCGCACCAACACCCCCAACGUGUUCGCGCACAUGCCGCUCACCGACUACCGCACGCAGCUGCUGCACAUGCGCAACAAGCUGGUCAUCUGGGACGAUCCGCAGAUCUCGUCGCUCAAGCGCGUGGUCUACCUGGACCCGGAGAACCUGGUGCUGCGCAAUCUGGACGAGAUCUUCGCGUGCCACCAGUUCUGCGCCGUGGACAACGGCCAGUCGGUGGUCUACUCCAACGGUCUGCUGGUCAUCUCGCCCGAGAGCAUUGCCGCGCGGAACUUGUACUCGGAUGCCAUUGACGGCUUCAUGAUCACUGGUCGCGAGUACAACUACAUUGGCAUCAUCCAGGGCUUCAUGCCGGGACUCUUUGAGGCGUUUGAGGAGAGCCCGCUGUUCUUCCUUGGCUGGGAUGGAGACGACAAUGGAGAGGAGAGCGAGGGAGCGGACGAUGGGGACGAUGCGGUGGAACCGGUGGACAAUUCCGUCGUCCACCGCCUGCCGUUCUACUACAGCAUCAAUCACAUGGUCUUCUACGAGCGCAUGAACUGGGACUUGUACAAGUGCAAGGACAAGAAUUUGGCCAGGGGGGAGAUCCCCGGUCCAUUGCUGAGCUACAAGUACAGUGGCGCUACAGUGAAGCCGUGGUUCUGGCUGCCGUACGCGUAUUUCCAGGUGUUCUGGUACUGGCAGGAUGUGCGUAGCCGUCUGGGAGAAGACCACUUCGGCUACUUCCUCGGCAAGGUAGUGUCGUUCUUCGUCAUUUUCGCCUUCAUUUGGUUCACCUACGUCUCGCUCUGCUUGAAGCUGUUCACGGAGCCCAAUGGACGCCCGCGGCGUCUAUCGAGCUGGGGAUUGCCCACUCCUGGAAACGCGCAGCCACUGUCUAUCGACGUGUUCAACUCGCGUGUGGUGCGCAGGGCCUGCCAGUUCUCGUGCAGUGCGCUGUAUGCCAUUGCGUCCAUGCCGCUGCUUUCGAGCGUCUCCAUCGUCGUUAUGCUCACGUGGUGCAGCAUCCAGGUGAUCCCGAUCACGAUGCAACCCAGCUACGCCGGCAAGCUCUGGAUCGUCGUGCACGAUCUGAUGCUGACAACACUGCUACUGGUUUUUGCUGUCGCGCAUACGCUGCGUACAGCACAGUGGAAGAAGGACGAGGUGCCUGCAACUUCCGACUUGCUGUUGGGCGGGGUCUGGUGGUGUUUCAAGAAGCUACCGCUGCUGGUGCUGGCGCAGCUUCAGUUCCUCUACAUGAUCGGCCGCACAGAUUGGUUCCAGAACCCCGUGCUGCGUCCAGUUAUGACCUGCGUCAUCUUCUUUAUUGCCGCCAUCGUCGAAGGCCGCAUUCUCGUUGUGGAGAUGCACCGUAUCACACGAAGUUAA